GCCGAUUUGUUUAAAUCGAUGGAUACUAUUGUUUCGAUGCAUUACAAGAGACAAGAAGUCUGUACUUUCGAUAAACUGAAAGAUUCGGUCGAAAGGAUGACCGGCAAGAAGUUUGACACUAAAAGAUUGGCUCAAAUCCAAACAGUCUUCAGCAAUGGGUUUAAAGUGAAAUACGAAAUGUUUUCCAGUAUUUUAGACAAUCGUAAACCCAGUUAUCAAUUGAUUAUAACUCCUGUCUAUAACACAGACAUCAGAAUGAAUUCAAUUCAUCUCUUAGAGAGGUAUCAGUUGUUUGUCGCGAAUCUGUUGGACAUCACGAAAGGACAUCACAGGAGAUAUUUGGAAGGCGUGGGCAUUCAUGUCGAGGACAAGGAGUUGGUCCGAUGGCACCCGAAGUUUAGGUUGGAUUCAGUGCCAGAUAUCGUCCCAAACGUGAAUGCAUUGCCUGUCGAACCAAAACUGGGAGAGAAGACGGCGGAAGUGUUCUUAGAGAACACGAAACAGCGGUUAGGCAUCACAUCGACGACUGCCACCGCAGAUGACAAUAAAGAUAAUGACAUUGACUCUAAUAAUGACAAUAAAACGACGGCUUCUAAUCAGAAGAUAACCAAAGGAUUACUUAAGGGAAUUUCAAUGGAUUUGUUAAACAAAAUCCGAGCGAAAGAAGCGGCAAAUUUGGUUCAAGAGAUGACUCGAAAGCCCGAAGUGGAGACAGAGCUUAGGAUUCUUCGGUCUUUACCCGAAUUUAUUCGAAUUAUUCACACGUUUUUCAUCGGCACUAAGAAGUUACGGCAGGGAAUGCUUGUUGAGCAGUUAUUUGACUAGUCAUCAAAGUUAUGCUCAGAUAGGUAUGGCUCUCGGUCUCUCGUGCACCUGAUGAACAAGGCGAAAUACGGGCUGACCUAGAAGAAUAACCAUGUGAAGAAAGGCAGUUAUGUUAAGAUCAAUAAAGACAUGACUGUCUCCGCACUCGAACACAGAAUCAAACAAAGGAUCAAUCAUCUGAAGAACUAAUUUACUUACAAAUUGCAUUUUUAUCGUAUUUCAAAACCACAACUUUUUAACAAUAUUAGAUUUU
This is a messenger RNA of Medioppia subpectinata, 1078 nucleotides long. NCBI's taxonomy places the organism in Eukaryota, Metazoa, Arthropoda, Arachnida, Sarcoptiformes, Oppiidae. The record is from the annotation of a GenBank genome assembly.